Molecule: messenger RNA, 1476 nt
Organism: Populus nigra (black poplar)
Lineage: Eukaryota; Viridiplantae; Streptophyta; Magnoliopsida; Malpighiales; Salicaceae
Product: chaperone protein dnaJ 10-like
Exons: 10
Source: RefSeq, a predicted model, not a curated record
AUUCCAAUCUCUUUCCGUUUCAUCUUUUCACAUUCCAAAACAUUUGUGACUCUCCAACUCUUUGGAGAAGAAGCUGCAGUUCUCUUAAUUACUCUUCAGACAAAAUCAGGGGUGGUGAAGGAAACCGAGUACUAUGAUGUUCUUGGUGUCAGCCCAUCUGCUUCAGAGGAAGAGAUUCGCAAAGCUUAUUAUCUUAAGGCCAGGCAAGUUCAUCCAGACAAAAAUCAAGAUGAUCCACUGGCUGCAGAAAGGUUUCAGGUGUUAGGUGAAGCCUAUCAAGUUUUGAGUGAUCCAGUGCAAAGAGAUGCAUAUGAUCGAAAUGGAAAGUGCUGCAUUUCAAGGGAAACCAUGCUUGACCCCACAGCUGUAUUCGCUCUUCUGUUUGGGAGUGAACUAUUUGAGGACUAUGUAGGACACCUGUCUGUGACAUCAAUGGCUUCUUCUGAAUUAGCUGGUGAAAGUGACAAUCCUGAUAAAGUACAUGAGAAACUGAAGGCUGUCCAAAAAGAAAGAGAAGAGAAGCUAGCAAGGUUUCUGAAAGAUUUUCUCAAUCAAUAUGCUAAAGGUGACAGGAUUGGAUUCUUAAGGCAUGCAGAAUCAGAAGCCAAGAGGCUUUCUGAUGCAGCUUUUGGAGUGGAUAUAUUACAUACUAUUGGCCACAUAUACUCAAGACAAGCAGCGCAAGAGCUCGGAAAGAAAGCAAUAUAUCUUGGGGUGCCGUUCUUGGCAGAGUGGGCUCGCAACAAAGGACAUUUCUGGAAGUCACAGAUUACAGCAGCAAAAGGCGCUUUUCAGUUACUGCAACUCCAAGAAGAUAUGCGCCGCCAAUUUAAAAUGGAUAGAAGUGACCCUGGAAAUGAUGUCGAAUCUCACCUACUCUCAAAUAAAGACACUUUGAUGAACUCGUUAUGGAAACUCAAUGUAGUGGACAUUGAGAUUACCGUGAUACAUGUGUGCCAAACGGUCCUCAAAGAAAAUAAUGUUAGAAAGGAAGAACUUAGAGCUCGUGCUUUGGCAUUGAAGAUUCUUGGGAAGAUCUUUCAGCAGGAAAAGCAAGCACAAAAUGGUGCAACAUCAAAGGGAAAAAAUGCUGCUGAAAAUGAUGAUGAUGGAAGCAGUUCUGAUAGCAGUAGUGAAGAAGAUUCACCAAGGGCAUUAUCCUAUCGAACUCCUCUACUUACACAGGGUAUCGGUAGACUCUUCAGAUGCAUGUGUAAUCCAGCAUUCGAUGUGGAUGAUGAAGAGAUUGUGUACAAAAGCAAAUGAUGCUUAAGGCUGCUGUACAAAGGUUGGCAGAUUGACACUGAGAUUGUAACGCACUGUUUUCCUCCUUUUAACCAUCGAUGAACCCAAAGGGGUCUUGUUGACUGGGGAAGUUUUGCUUUCUAGGAAUAGAUUGGGACAAGCUAUAUUUAUUUUGUGUGUUAUGUAUUUAUUUAAAGAGAACAAAUCAAUGCAAUCCACAUGUAGAUCUCA